GCUAAGGGGGUGUACGUUCGCUGCGUUUCCCCGCGAGAUUACGAUACCGCGCGUGAACUUUUCAAAGUGUUUUGUGAAGUGCUUUGUUUUUGUUAACGUGGGAUUUGGUUUUUUAAUGUAACCGAUUGCAAAUUCAAAAAAAGAAAAUGUAAGAUGACAUUUGUUAAGUGAGCAAGAUGGCGGACGCGUUUGGCGGCAGAGUCGUUCGAGUGCUGAUCGUCGCGGUUUUUGUCGACUCCAUAGCUUGCCAGAUCAGCUGGACCGAGGAGAAUGAGGAUCUUGCACGGCAGAGCGACCAUACCGCGCCAGACGUGGACUUUGUUCCAGUGUCGACGAUGGAAGUGGAGGCGGUGGUGGGGCGGACGGCCUCCCUGCCUUGCGACAUCGAGCCCGACUCCAACGAGGAUCGAGUGUAUAUGGUGCUGUGGUUCCGGCACUCUGGAGGGAAGCCGUUGUAUAGUUUCGACGUGCGCGGGCGCAGUUUCAACAAGGCGCUCCAUUGGUCAGAUCCGCUCGCGUUCGGCAGACGAGCGUACUUCGUCACCAUGUCGCGACCCUCGUCACUCACCGUGGACGGAGUCCAGCUGGAUGACGAGGGAGUGUACAGGUGCAGAGUUGACUUCAAGAACUCUCCCACGAGGAAUUUCCAGAUACGACUUAAUGUUAUUGUACCACCACACCAACUCCUGCUGUAUGAUGAAGCCGGCCGUGACGUGGCGGGAGUGGUCGGCCCUCUGGAAGAAGGAGGGAACUUCACGCUGCUCUGUGAACUUAGAGGAGGGCGUCCACAACCAACUUUAACAUGGCUGAUCAACAACAAGCCGUUGGAAGACCACACCUUGCUGAAGAAUGACGGGAAGGUGAUAGUAAGCAGGAUCAGUGUGGGCGGCGCUGAGCGGAGCUGGUUGAACACCAGCAUACGCUGCCAGGCUACCAACACUCCCCUGCUGAGUCCGCAUGAGAGGACUGCCAGGGUGGAGAUGCAUUUGCGACCUCUGUCCGUGAUGAUCACAAACAAACCAGGGCAGAUGUCUGCAGACAAUGAAAUGACUCUGGUGUGUAUUUCCCAUGGCAGCAGGCCACCGGCCCAGAUCACCUGGUACAGGGAGAACAGGAGAUACACCAGGGGGAAGCACAGCGAGUUCACGAACGAGACUACGACAGUGAGCAGGCUGACCAUGCUGCCCCAACCUGAGGAUGACGGCACCGUCAUCAGGUGCAGGGCAGACAACCCAGUCUUGAGGGUCGCUUUGGAAGACUCCUUCAGGAUGAGCGUUGUUUACAGACCAGUCCUGACAAUGUCUCUGGGCAGCACCCUUAACCCCAACGACAUUAAGGAAGGCGAUGAUGUCUACUUUGAGUGCAACAUUAGGGCUAACCCCAGGGAGCACCGGAUCUCCUGGUACCAUAACGACCAGCCGGUGAGCCAGAACAUGUCGUCAGGAGUGUUCAUAAGCACCAAGUCGUUGGUCCUCCAGAAAGUCACCAAGAGGGAUGGAGGGCUUUAUACGUGCAGGGCGGCCAACCAAAUGGGAGAGUCGACGAGCCAACCUGUGUAUCUUAGAGUACAAUACGCGCCGGUGUGCGCACAACCCACGCCGCUCGUGGUGGGUGCGCGGCUGGACGAACCGCUGCGCGUGCGCUGCACGGUGGCCGCGGACCCCGCAGAUGUCGCCUUCUACUGGCAGUUCAACAACAGCGGCGAGAGCUUCCAGGUCUCGCCUGCUAGAUAUGUAUCCACAGGGGGCACGACGAGUGAGCUGCGGUACCGCGCGGCGAGCGAGCGAGACUACGGCGCGCUCAUGUGCCGCGCCGCCAACGCAGUCGGACGGCAGAGGCGGCCGUGUGUGUUCCAGAUCGUUCCUGCGGCCCGUCCCUCGCCCCCCAGAAACUGCACAGCAAAUAGAAUAACAAAGAACACCGAACAGUAUCUAACAGUGAGAUGCAUUUCUGGGUAUGAUGGUGGCCUAACCCAGCACUUUACCCUGGACGUUAUCGGAGACACUACCAGGGUACUGGUAAACACAACAGCAGCAGUGGCAGAUCUAGUAGUAUGGUUGAACAUAAGCUGGUCUUCCGUGGAGUCGUUGACGGAAGACGAGGAGCUGGUCGUGACUGCGAGGAACAGCAAGGGAGCCUCAGACCCUGUGCUAUUAAGGGACUUGGUGUACAGGGAUGCUGCGAAAAGAGCAGAAAGCACUACGCGAGCGGAGUCCAAGUUCCCCGCUGCCGCCGCGAUUGCAGCGCUCGCUACAAUACUCACAAUAGCUGCUGCUAUUGUCGUCCUGGCUGUGCGCAAGCGUAACGACAACUCGUCAGGCAGUAAGCGACCUUCGCAGAGCGUGGUCCAGGUAGACGCUCAAGGCAGGAGGUAUCUCAUAGCGUACCCAGCGCCUGCGGACAAGCUCGAGACCAAACCUGACAUCCUCAAUCCUAAGUCUGAAGCAGAACCCCCGCGCGUGGUGCUGGAGUCGAGCGACAACAAGAGCUACACCAUCAGGGAGCUGCCGGACGGACAGAAGACGCACAAGCCUCCCUCACCAGACGAACAUAUGAUGCCGCAGAGAUAACAAAAGGAUAUAGAAACGACCGUCUUGUAAAUAUUAUCGCAAAUAGUAUUGUAAACCCGUGGAAUGCCAACAAAAUAAUUGUACGUGCAAAUUGAUGUAAUCGGGUUGCUGGUUGGUGGGAUUUUGAGUUUGUUGUAAAAUUAAUGACAUUAAAUAAUAGUUUCUGAUGCUCUUGGAUUGGCUUUUAUAAUAAAAUAAAUUUAUAGAUUUUUUUACUUUUUAUUAAUACUUCAUGAAAACUUUAUGUAUUUCGACGGUAGAUAUUUUUUACCAAACUCGGCAUUCCACUAAACAACAACUGUGACCCACUAAAUAAUGUAUAGACGAAUCUUCCAUAUCAAUUUUUAAUAUUUCUAGAUAUUAAGACGUUCCUCUGUUUUCCCAUUAAAAUGCAUUUAUUAUGAAUAUUUUCUUCUUAAUUUAUAUUUUUCUACUUUAUUAUAGUUUGGUCGAUGAUUUUUGGAUAAAAUGUAAAUAAUAUAUUAGGGGACUUUUUUGCCAGGUGUGUCUUCGUAUAGGAGAGUACCUACGAUAGGUAGGUACCAUUGUUUUGUCUAUUUGUCAAGUAAUAAUCUAAGCAUUGACUGUUAUAUAAUUCGAAUGAAAUUACGGACAUAAUGCAGUAGGUUAAUGCUACUGACUGGCUUAACUACAUUGGUGGCGUAGUUGUAUUGCGUGCGCGUAACAAUACUAAGCGUAGGUUCCGCAUUCGAAACCGGGUCGGGAAAAUUGAAUUUUAGUGCUCAGUGACAAAAUAAAAUUACAAUAUGAUGAAGAUGAUAAGCGAUACGACCGCCCAUAAAUAGUAGAAACACUAUCCAACACCUUGAAUUACAAAGUAUUGUUUAGCAUUCAACCGCGCUCGCCAUUCCGAGACAUGAGAUUUUAAGUCUCAUUAUGUCCAGUAGUUACACUGGCUAUGAUGUUCUUCAAACCGGAACACAACAGUGACUACACACUGCUUAACGGCAGAAAUAGACAUUGUGGUUGUACCUACCCAGGCGGACUCUCACAUAUGAAAGACCUACCAUCAGUAAAUGCUUCGGUUUAUACCAUAAAGAUUGGCAAUCUAAAGAAAAUUACGUUACUCAAUAAAACAAAUACCUAACAUAAUUGAACUAUAUAUCUAAACUAUUUCAACACGAACGUUUAAGCUAAUGUGCACACAAUUCGUUAACGAACGUCGUGGCGAGCGCACGCUUCUUUAGCGGUUAGUUGGCAACAAAAAAAGUUUAAUACCCUACAGUUUGUGGCAUCAGUGAGGUGCCCGCAGAGGGGGUUUACAUGGAGGCAUUGGAGGAUGACUUUCGAAUUUAUGAUUCGAGCGAUAAUGAUAGUGCUUCCGGGGAGGUAACAA
Messenger RNA from Manduca sexta (tobacco hornworm), 3927 nucleotides. RefSeq names its product hemicentin-2. NCBI's taxonomy places the organism in Eukaryota, Metazoa, Arthropoda, Insecta, Lepidoptera, Sphingidae. The record is from RefSeq and is a predicted model, not a curated record. Bases 177 to 2570 code for a protein of 797 amino acids. The transcript has 19 exons.